Polyodon spathula (Mississippi paddlefish) is the source of this 1586-nucleotide messenger RNA. Its product is annotated as cellular nucleic acid-binding protein-like. NCBI's taxonomy places the organism in Eukaryota, Metazoa, Chordata, Actinopteri, Acipenseriformes, Polyodontidae. The record is from RefSeq and is a predicted model, not a curated record. Gene Ontology annotation, molecular function: translation regulator activity; single-stranded RNA binding; mRNA binding. Gene Ontology annotation, cellular component: cytoplasm. Gene Ontology annotation, biological process: positive regulation of cytoplasmic translation. The transcript is spliced from 5 exons. Bases 135 to 659 code for a protein of 174 amino acids.
CAGAGGCAGCCUGGGUGGGGGAGGGGCGCGCAGGAGGACCGUGCGCAAACCGCGUGUGGCGCAGGGGAGAGGAGGAACGGAAAAUAAACCGCGGCGAGUCACGUAGCUACGUUUUCAGCUCACAUACUGUGGAAAUGAGCAGCAACGAGUGCUUCAAGUGUGGGCGCACAGGCCACUGGGCCCGUGAAUGCCCCACCGGAGGUGGCGGUGGUGGAGGUGGAGGACGUGGUGGUCGUGGGGGUAGGAGCCGCGGAAGAGCCGGAUACAGUUCUGCAAGAGACAUCUGUUAUCGCUGUGGAGAAUCGGGCCAUGUUGCUAAGGACUGUGAACUUCAGGAGGAUGCUUGCUACAACUGUGGCAAAGGUGGUCACAUUGCCAAGGAUUGCAAGGAGCCAAAGAAGGAGCGGGAGCAGUUAUGCUACAACUGCGGCAAACCAGGGCAUCUGGCCCGUGACUGCGACCAUGCAGAUGAGCAGAAAUGCUAUUCUUGUGGAGAGUUUGGGCACAUCCAGAAAGACUGCACCAAAGUGAAGUGCUACAGGUGUGGUGAAACCGGUCACGUUGCCAUCAACUGCAGCAAGACAAGUGAAGUCAACUGCUACCGCUGUGGCGAGUCUGGGCACCUGGCAAGAGAAUGCACUAUCGAGGCUACAGCUUAAUCCUUUUCCUUUGUCGCCCCUCCUUUUUCUGAUUGAUGGUUGCAUUAUUUUCUCUGAAUCCUCUUCACUGGUCCAAGGUUGGCAGAUAGAGGCUAGUCCCAGGCCAGUGAGCUUUACUUGACAUGUAAAAUGAGGAAAGGGGUGGGGAAAAAAAUCGACUUUCUGCAUUUAAUACAAAAUGUUUAUGUUUAGUUUGGUAGAGGUGUUAUGUAUAAUGCUUUGUUAAAGAACCCCCUUUCCAUGCCACUGGUGAAAUAGGGAUUCAUGAGUGUAAAGAGAUGUCAGAUAAAAACCCUCUCAGUUCUUGGAAGUGAUCCUGUGUGAGAGGGAAAAAAUCAGUCUUGGAAGUUUCUGAGAAAACUUCCACAUAUGAUUUAAUUUUUUUUUUUUGUGGUGAAAAAUAAAUGUUUGGCCUUGGAAUGUUUGACCUCUGAAGCAGUUCACAACAUGAGUUACAUCAAGUUUCGGGCCCUAAAAGCAGUACACAGCUAAGUGGGAGCUAACUGAAUAGGAAAAGUAUAAAUAACCUGUUUAAUUUCAGGAGAAAAAAAUCAGGAUAAAUUGUUUUAUAAAAGCAAGCCGCUCGCAGUAAUCGUGUCGGUAUUGGAGCCACAGAUUAGGUCAUGGUUUCGGUCUCAAUUUUCAAAGUAGUUUAGAUGAAUAAACCCUGCGGGGGGGGGGGGGGGGGGGGGAAAUUCAAGAACAGAAAGCAGCAUUUGAAGUUAUGAGUAAGAAUGUGUUUUCACAGAAAUCAAAAUGUUAUUUUUGUACAAUAUAUCAAUUAGACUACUGUAAAAAAAAAAAAAAAAAUAUCAUUUGCUUGUACUCAGUUUUAAGUCGGAAGGUAAAUGCAACUGAAGUCCUAGAACAUAGAAAUGUAAUUUUAAACUAUCAAUAAAGCUGGAGGAGAAAGGGGAGAAAGACUAA